UUUCAAAAACACGAGAGGCGCUUCUCCUUGGGAGUUCCCUUUCCAGGCGAAAAACAGCAUUAAACUAAUGUAUAGACCAGGGAAAAACAAGACUCCUCGCAGGCCUGGCCAAAAAAAGGCAUGCCAUGCAGAAAAAGACCCUGUUGGCGUAUACUGCCGUAUGCGCCCACUUGGAGGAGAGAAUGAGGAAUGUUGUGUUGAAAUGAUCAGCAACUCAACUAUACAGCUUCAUGCUCCUGAUGGCCUUAAAGCCAACCGCAAUGGAGAAUACAAAGAGACGCAGUACUCCUUCAAAAAAGUAUUUGGUAUUAAUACCUCUCAGAAGGAGCUGUUCGAGGACGUCGCCAAGCCGCUAGUAGAGGACCUUAUUCAGUGUAAAAAUGGUCUGCUGUUUACGUACGGUGUCACAGGAAGUGGUAAGACUUUCACUAUGACCGGCUCCCCUGGAGAGGGUGGACUCCUCCCUCGUUCCCUUGACAUGCUCUUCAACAGUAUUGGGCCCUUGCAGGCCAAGCGAUUUGUGUUCAAGCCAGAUGACAAAAAUGGGAUUGACAUCCAGAAUGACGUAGAUGCUCUCCUGGAGAGACAGAAGCGAGACGCUCAACCUUUAUUGCCCAGUGGACCCUCCUCCAGGCAGAAGGCGGACCCAGAAAUUGCAGACAUGAUCACUCCACAAGAGGCAUGUAAAGCUGAGAAUGUGGAUGAAGACUGUUGUUACAGCAUCUUGGUGUCUUAUGUUGAGGUCUAUAACAACUACAUCUACGAUCUUCUCGAAGAUGCCCCAUUUGAUUACAUCAGACCAAAAGGUCCUCAGUCCAAGAUUCUACGUGAAGAUCAGAAUCAUAAUAUGUAUGUUGCUGGCUGCACAGAAGUUGAGGUCAAAUCUACAGAAGAGGCGUUUGAUGUCUUCUGGAAGGGGCAAAAGAAAAGAAGGAUUGCAAACACUCAACUGAACCGUGAAUCCAGCCGUUCCCACAGUGUCUUCACUUUAAAGCUGGUUCAGGCACCUCUCGAUGCUGAUGGCGACCACAUUCUGCAGGACAAAAACCAGGUGAAUGUGAGCCAGCUGUGUUUGGUUGACCUAGCAGGUAGUGAGCGUACCAGCAGAACAAGAGCAGAAGGGAACCGUCUACGUGAAGCAGGUAAUAUAAAUCAGUCUUUGAUGACUCUGCGCACAUGUAUGGAAGUCUUACGAGAGAACCAGAGGUGUGGAACAAAUAGGAUGGUGCCAUACAGAGACUCUAAAGUGACUCAUCUUUUUAAGAACUACUUUGAUGGAGAAGGAAAAGUUAAGAUGAUCGUGUGUGUCAAUCCCAAAGCUGAUGAUUAUGAGGAAACAAUGCUCGUAAUGCGGUUUGCAGAGAUGACACAGGAGGUAGAAGUUGCACGGCCGGUUGACAGGCCAAUUUGCGGUCUUGCUGCAGGUCGCAGGCAAAGAAAUCAGGCAUUCAGGGAUGAGCUGUCACAUCGCCUGGAUGACCGAAGAGGUCUCAGUAAUGCUGAGGAUCCAGCUAUGCUCAAUCAACUCAUUGAAAGCUUGCCACCUCUGCCUCCCUGUGACCUGGUGGACCCAGGAGAUGAUCAGACACUGCCACGUCUGAUCGAGGUUCUGGAGAGGAGGCAUCGUAUCCGCCAGCUGAUGGCAGAGCAGUUCAACAAAACUGCUAAUAUGCUGAAUUCCAUGCUUCAGCAGUUUGAUGGUCAGCUUGGUGUUAAAGAGAACUUAAUCCAAGACCACCAAAGCAAACUGGGAGAGAAGGACAACGUUAUCAUCAACCAAAGGACUGAUAUUGAACGGCUAGAAAAGAAAUCAAAGACCCUAGAAUACAAGAUUGAUAUCCUGCAAAAGACAACCAACCUGUAUGAGCACGACAAACGCUCACUCGAGCAGGAGCUGGAGGCUCGUGCUCAAAAGCUCCACCAGGAACUGUCGGAAAGGAGACUAAUGGAGCAGCGCAUGCAGGGCAUGGUCACUGAUGCCAAACUCAAGUGGGAGAAGGAGUGUGAGAGACGGGUGAAUGCCAAACAGUUGGAGAUGCAGAACAAGUUGUGGGUCAAAGAUGAAAAGCUGAAGCAGCUCAAAGCAAUCGUUUCCGAGAGCAGCAACGGCAACGGCAGCAGCAGCACAGAGCGACCAGAGAAACAAGAAAGGCCCUCAAGGGACAAAUAUUGCAACUAUGGCCAGAAGAGGUCUGCCUUGCCAUCACCGCUUCUGGACAGCCGACAAACCCCUUCCCAUCAAAGUCAAGCUAAGAUUAGGGCAGUUCAGGACGAUUCCCCCACUUCCGCUUCAUCUUUUCCUUCAGUUGCAACCUCCAUCUCUGAGUGGGAGCAGAGGUGCCCUGUUGACUCAGACCCCCAGUAUAGAGAACCAGGGACCCCUCCGUGCAGGAGCCGGACUCCUGCACUGUGCCAUGGCGCCAGCAGUGCGAGUCGCAGGAGAGGGCAAUGCUUUGCCUUAGAAACCGAGGCCCCAGCAACUCGUUGGGUCCAUGGACUAGACCUUGAGCCAGGCAUAAGGGCGGCACCUGAAAUUAACCCAGUGCACAGACGUUCACACUCAGCAGGUGGGGAGAAAUGGGUAGACCACAAACCAUCUUCUAAUGUCGACCUAGGCACUGUCAUGCAGCCAAUCAUACCCAAUGCAAUUCAAGUGUCUUCCCCGAGCGAGAAAGCUCUGUCUAAAUGCCACAAGUAUGUGCUUAGACAUCAAGAGAUUGCCUCUGACGGCGAGAUUGCAACCAAGUUGAUCAAGGGCAAUGUUUUCAAAACCAGAAGUGGUGGCCAGGCUGUAGAGUUCAUUGAUGUUGAGACACUAAGGCAGGAGUGCCCAACUACACCAAGUCGCAAGAGGAGAUCAGGCUCUGCAGAAACACCAGAGAAUGUGGAGGGCCAAGAAAACUGGGCUCCUGUUGCAAGCACGAGCACGGCCCCUGGGUAUCAAAAACGCAGGAAGCCUUGAUGUUAGUUUUUUCUAAAUGGCAACAUGGCACAUUGCCUGUGGGUCUGCUGGAACAAGAAGGAGCAAUGUACUACUUUUUUUUUUAUUUAUUUUUUUUUAAAAAAAAUCUUUUUUUUUUUAAUGUAAUCCUGUCGGGACAAUUGGGGUGCAAUUGUCAACAAAAAUGACAUUGACUAAGCUACAUAAUCAUAAUGUGCUGAAUUAGUACUGUUUUUUUUUUUUUUGGGGGGGGUGGGGCACCUAAUAUAUGACCUAGAAAAGACUUGUAAACAAGAACUUUUUACUGCCACACAAAUUGAUAUUAUAGCAUACUUUUUGUAUCAACCAUACAUAUAAAGUUUUGUCGGCAUCAACUGUACAUAUAAAGCUGUGAAGUAAUUUUUUUUGAAAUCAAUGUGCUGUAAAUAAGUGUAAUGAUGCCCCCCCAUCCCCACUGUUUAGAAAAACUCCUUAUACAACACACUACUCUUUCU
Molecule: messenger RNA, 3435 nt
Organism: Phycodurus eques (leafy seadragon)
Lineage: Eukaryota; Metazoa; Chordata; Actinopteri; Syngnathiformes; Syngnathidae
Product: kinesin-like protein KIF23
Exons: 23
Coding region: 68-2962 (964 amino acids)
Biological process (GO): microtubule-based movement
Cellular component (GO): microtubule; nucleus; kinesin complex
Molecular function (GO): microtubule motor activity; ATP hydrolysis activity; ATP binding
Source: RefSeq, a predicted model, not a curated record